UACAUAUUUAUGUUUGUACACAUUUUUCUUUUUCUCUUUAUGGUUCUUAUAAUAAUAAUAAUAAUAAUAAUAAUAAUAAUAAUAAGUUGGAGUGGGUUUUUAUUGAAGAAUAAGUUUAAUAAUAAGAUGUUUAUGAACAAUAAGUAUAGAAGAAGAUUUGAAAUAAUUAAUAGUGAGGAUAUAAUAUUAUGUGUUAUGUAUGGAUUGAGUGGUUAUUACUCACAGUCUCCACAAUCCUCAAUCAAAUGAAUGUCAAAACAUAUAAUCAAUUCAAUAAUAAUGUUUCUUUCUUUUUUCCAAAAUUGCUUUCCUAAGAUGUUUUUUUUUGGAAAAUUUACAUUUGGAGCCUUUAUUUUGAUCUAAUUUCCUUUUUUGCCGUGAUCUAUUAUAUUGGGUAAGUUUACCGUUUUUUAUUACCGUUUUAUAUUUAAUUAUCAUUUAUUGAGCCACGCGUUUCCCAAGUGACGUCAGACCAAGUGUUUUCACUUCUUAUCCAUCAUCCCACGUCUUGCAUCUCACGCGCGUCAGGGGUAUCACGUUUUUUGAUAUUCAUGAUAAUUGCUCCCUAUUUUGUAGACUUGUAAGUAUAUUGUCUAGUUAGAGGGAGGGAGCGGUUUAUAGGGUUUUUUAGUGGGUUUCUUUUUUUCAAGUUGAGAAUUUUCUAGUGUGGGUAUUUUUUAGAGAGAGUUUUGAAAUUCAAAAUUUCUCUCUAUUUAGUGUGGCAGUUUCAUAGAGGGUUAUUCAUUUGAAACUUUCUCAAAAAAAUCUGAUUGUAAAUGGUUAAUACUCGUUCUUCCCUUUCUCCAUCUGGUUCAUCGAAGCUUCUUCUUGACAAGUUAAAAAUGAAGAAAACGAUUUCUGAAGAUGACAAUGAAGAUCUUUCUGGUGGUUCUGAGGGCUCUGGUGAUGUUUCUGUUAAGGAAGUGAAGAGGAAGCAAUAUAAUCGUGGAAACAAGAAGGUUACUGACGAUCGGCCUUUGAAAAAAUUAAAACAAGUUGUUGAAUAUGAUGAGGACUUCUACGACAGUGAUGAUCUAGAAGUUGAGAACAAUGAAUCGAUGAAGGAGUGGGAGUUAUAUUUCAAGCAUGAGGAUAGGGUUGGUGGAAGAAUAAUUUUUUUUCCUAACCAUGAAAACAAUGUUAUUGCCAUUAUCAAUAGUAAAUUGACUCCUUCUCAAGCAAAGCUGUUUCGUGAGACAUGUUUUGGACAUUUUUUGGACAUGAAUCCAAUUGCAAUGCAAACUCAGUUGAUUCACAGUGCUUUGCACAGGGAGGUACACCAGAAAAAUCCUUAUGAAAUGUGGUUCAAAUUUGGUUCUCAAAAUUUCAGGUUUAGUUUGGCUGAGUUCUGUUGUGGUAGGUUUAUUAUGUGUUGGUGA
Molecule: messenger RNA, 1379 nt
Organism: Cannabis sativa
Lineage: Eukaryota; Viridiplantae; Streptophyta; Magnoliopsida; Rosales; Cannabaceae
Exons: 2
Coding region: 777-1379 (200 amino acids)
Source: RefSeq, a predicted model, not a curated record